Electrophorus electricus (electric eel) is the source of this 1418-nucleotide messenger RNA. RefSeq lists its product as uncharacterized. Gene Ontology annotation, molecular function: protein binding. NCBI's taxonomy places the organism in Eukaryota, Metazoa, Chordata, Actinopteri, Gymnotiformes, Gymnotidae. The record is from RefSeq and is a predicted model, not a curated record.
AUCAUCCUGCAUUUGUUUGGUGACAUUUGGAUGAGUUGGCAGUCAUCAGAGGAGAGUCCUUUCCACCCUCUUCUGGAGAACAGGCAAAAAACAAGAUGAAGGGCAUUCUUAAAGGCAAAACCACAAAGGGGAAGUCCCUGCCUAAGGUGGAAGCGCAGAGUCACUCUAUCGGAGCAGUGCGCUGGCCAUUCCCAGAUGAAGCUGUGCAGGUUCACAGCUCAGCUCCCAGUGGUCUGUAUAAGAGCUGCAAUGUCUACUCCACACGCUCACAGCAAAAGCAUCAUCAGCAGAGUCUAAAGGAUCUGCGUAGUCUGCAGGAGUGUGUGAGAUUCCUCAACCACUGGAAAGUACAAGUGGCACAAGUGUGUAAGAAGGAGAGCGAUCCAGACGAGAGCAGCAGCAGGUGGCUGUGUGGUGGUUCGGAUCAACCCGAAGACCCCUGUGCCGAGCGCAGUCUGGAGGAGAGCCGGAAGCUCAUUCUGCAGUGGGCUGAUGAACUCAACAGCGUUGACAUGCUGUCUAAAGAGAACCCCUGGCUGCAGGACAGAUUCAAACACAGUGAGGCCGAUGAGCAGAGAAAGGACAGCCAGAAUGAGCUGGUGGAGCAGAGGGUCAUGGAGUGGGCCAAGGAGCUUCAGAGCGUUUCAGAGAGCUGUGGCAUGCUGGGAGAGGAACUGACACAGACGCUUCGACUUCUUGGCCUCAGGAAGAAGAGGCUUGUUUCACUGAUGCCCCUACUGGAGUUCAUUACCUGGUCCUUACUGAAGGAAGACAGCAAGAAUAUGGUUUCACAGCUCUGGCUUCCUGCCAAGCAGCGCUCUUGGAAAGCAGGAACACCACAAUACAUCCCUAACUCAGUGUGGAACUGGAUCACCAGUGCAGCAGUUGACGUCUCACUGGACCCUAUGACUAAUCAUCCAUGGCUGCAAAUCUCCGAUGACCAGAAGCAGGUUCAAGAAAGCCUGUGGGAGGUUGACGUAGCCUACACCCCCCAGCGCUUCGACGGCUGGCCGUGCGUGCUGGGUUGGCAGGGCUAUGCGGGCGGGCGUUGCUACUGGGAGGUGGAUUUGUCCAACAACAGCCACUGGCGAGUAGGGGUCACCACCGGUUCCUCGGAGAGACAAGGGCGCUUUCCCAUGAAGCCUUCCAGUAGCUACUGGACACUGUGGCGCAGCACGAGGCAGUUCUACGCCUGCACGGAGCCAGAGACGGCCCUGCCCCUCACUCUUGUGCCCAGGAAGUUGGGCAUUUACCUCGAUUAUGAGGAGGGCCAGAUCUCCUUCUACAAUGUGAAGAACAAAUUGCACAUUUUCACCUUCACGGGGAACUUCCGUGGAAAGCUGUAUCCUCUAUUUGCCCCUCUGGAUGGAAAGACUCUUAUCACUGUAUCCUCUCCUAAAAAUGCUAGCCCUUUAUAA